AUGACAGAUCAGACAUAUGAGUAUUCAUGUGUCAGUUGUGGAUACCACCCCCACACUGUGGUCAUGGACCUUCACAGGAAAGGGGUGUUUAACCUUCCUGUAAGCGAGGUUGCAGCGGCUUCAUCUACCUUCAAUGGAGUAGUUGACACUGACGGCUUUUGGAAAUCGAUUGACUUUGACAUGAUCUCCCGAGGAUUUUUAAAAACUUGUUCUGAGAACCCAUUUACUGUUCAUCCCAGUUAUGAAUACUGGGCUCCAUGGAUUGGAAGGAGGACAAGAAAAUCAAACAUGGCCUUGAACACAGAGUUUGAAAAAAUUGCCUCAAAUCGGACUGUCACUUCAGCAGAGGUUCUUGUUACAGAGGAUCGGCUGGUUGAUGAGCUGAUGAAACAAAAGGUUUCAACAGUGCGUAAACUAUGCAAAGCCUGCAACCUGGACUCGAAUGGGUCGCGUAUGAACCUCAUACUACGACUCCGGGAGGAAAUGAAGUCCAGGCACACUUAUGACAAAAGCCACGUAAAGCAUGUUGGACACAAGCAAGAGCAUCUUCUCAACUAUGUGCUGGAUGAGGAGAGGUCAGGAAAGGAGCUUAUCGUCCAAAGUACUAAGAUGGCUCUAACACGGUCUGACUUUCAAACUCUUGGUUUAAAACGAGAUAUGGAGUCUACUAUUGGAAAUGCCUGCUUUGAGAUCAUAGAAAAAGUCGCGCAAGUCAAGGAAGACAUGCCAACUCUGAGGAAAUGGUGGUGUUUGUUACUGAUGGAGACCUUUGACCUUGGGAGCUAUGGCAAAUUAUUUGCCCAUUGGACGGAGGAAGCCAAGGCUAUGCUUCGAGCGGAAGUACAGCCAGUUCUGAGGGUUAAAAAACGCAAGUUCUGUGCAACAGACAGACCUGUUGCCUGCUACACAAGAACAUCGAGACCGGAAAGUCCUAAAAGAUUGUCAAUUAGCAGCAAGCUGGGCAAAGGACAACCUGUUUUUAUUCACUGGAAAAAUACAGUUUCCUCCUGUGCUGGACUGGGAAGGAGAUGA
This is a messenger RNA of Knipowitschia caucasica, 1032 nucleotides long. Lineage: Eukaryota; Metazoa; Chordata; Actinopteri; Gobiiformes; Gobiidae. The record is from the annotation of a GenBank genome assembly.